This is a messenger RNA of Mercenaria mercenaria, 2550 nucleotides long. RefSeq names its product dnaJ homolog subfamily C member 21-like. Bases 38 to 1819 code for a protein of 593 amino acids. Gene Ontology annotation, cellular component: cytoplasm. The transcript has 16 exons. The record is from RefSeq and is a predicted model, not a curated record. Gene Ontology annotation, molecular function: zinc ion binding; nucleic acid binding. Lineage: Eukaryota; Metazoa; Mollusca; Bivalvia; Venerida; Veneridae.
AUUACCUCCCCUGAUUUGCUGACAGAUGUGAAGAAACAUGUCUCCUAUGAAGUGUCAUUAUGAGGUUCUUGGAGUUCAAAGAGAUGCCUCUGCAGAUGAUCUCAAAAAGGCGUAUAGAAAAUUAGCACUGAAAUGGCAUCCAGAUAAGAAUCCUGAUAACAUAGACGAGUGUACACAACAGUUCCGCUUGGUCCAGCAGGCAUAUGAGGUGUUAGGAGAUCCCCAGGAGAGGGCAUGGUAUGACAAACAUAGAGAAGCCAUACUCAGGGGAGGACAUGGUCAUGGUGAUAAAUAUGAGGACAAUUGCCUAGAUGUGUUCCAGUAUUUCAACUCAUCUUGUUAUAAAGGCUUUGGAGAUGAUAAAGAGGGAUUUUAUGCAGUGUAUGAUGAGGUAUUUAAAACAUUGGCUGAAGAAGAUAGGCAGUUUGUGGAAGAGGAAGAUUUUGUAGUGUUCGACUUUGGGGAUUCUAAUUCUGUAUAUGAAGAGGUAGUGAAACCAUUUUACGAUUACUGGGAGAGUUAUUGCACAGCCAAGUCUUACGUAUGGGUGGAGAAGUAUGAUACAAGAGAAGCUCCAGAACGAAGGGUACGCAGACUGAUGGAGGCAGAAAACAAGAAACUCAGAGAUGCUGCAAAGAAAGAGAGAAAUGAAGAAAUCAGGGCAUUAGCAAAGUAUGUGAAAAAGAGAGAUAAAAGAGUGCAGGAAUAUAAGAAAAAGUUGGAAGAAAGAGCAGAAGAAAUAAAGCAGAAGGCAAAGGAGCACAGAGAGCGGCAUCUAGAAGAGGGAAGAAAGAAAAUGGAGAAUUACAAAGAAGCAGAAUGGUCAUCGGCAUCAGGUCUGGAAGACCAUUACAAGGAACUGGAGGCGAAAUAUGACCAACAGUUUGGAGAGGAGAAUGAAAGUAAUGGUGAUGAUGAAGAUGAACAGGAAGAAAUAUACUAUGAUGAUCUGUAUUGUGUAGCCUGUGAUAGAAUGUUUAAAAAUGAGAAAACUUACAAGAAUCAUGAAAAAUCUAAGAAACAUAAAGAGUUUGUCGCUAUUAUAAAAGCGCAUAUGGCUGAAGAAGAGGCGGGAUUGUCAGAAGAAGUGGACGGAGGCACAGACAGGUUGACAGCUGAAUUAUUAGAAGAGGGGGAGGAACUUGAGGAGAAUAAUGCCCCACAAAGGUUAUCAAAGAAGCAGAAAAAGAAAAGAAAACAACAGAAGAAUGCAGCAGAAGCUGACAAUGUUGACAUAAGUGAUAAUUUAGAAGAAACUAAAUGUGAUCUAAAUGUAGAAGAAAACACUAACAAAAACAGAUCGAAGAGAGAAAAGAGACGUGAGAAAAAGAACCGAUUUCUGUUAGACUCUGAUGAUGAAGAGGAGAUGACAGUUAAUGGGGAUAUGGAAACAGAAGUAACAAACAAUAUAGUUGACAAUGAUGAAACAAAAGUGUUGGAUUCUGAUACAGAAACAAGUGAACAGGCAAAAGACAGUGAACAUAUAGAAGGAGUGUGUGAUAGACUUACUGAAAUAGAUCUGUCUAGCCAGUGUGUUAAUUUACAAACUGAUAGUGCUGCCCCUGAAUUAGAGUCGGAAAACAUUCCUGCAGAACAAUUUGCUGAAAAACAAACUAAAAAGAAUAAGAAAGAAAACAAACCAGAUCCAAGUCAAAAGCCUGGCAGUUGCGGAAUAUGCCAUGAAGAGUUUCAAUCAAGAUCUAAACUGUUUCAACAUAUAAAAGAAACAGGACAUGCAAUGUUAAAAAAUGCACCGGAUUUAAAGGAGCAGUCAUCGCAAAAACAAGGAAAGAAAAAUAAGAAAAAGAAAGGAAAAUGAUGUGGUUGAUAGUUGAGAUACAUCAAUAUUUAUUUACAAAAAAAAGAAAACUGAAUUACUGUUUAACUGCAAAAGAUACUAGUGAUAGAAGUUUUGUUUGUACCAAAGUCAAUAGCCCGCCUGCUUACCUCAGUAGGGAGAGCGCAGAUCUAGGUAUCGCGGGGUCGUGAGUUUUAACCCUUGGCGAUUUGAUAAAAGACAUGAUGUCUGAAAUAGUUGUCCCCCACCUCUGAUUCAUGUGGGAAAGUUGGCAGUUACUUGCAGAGAAUAGGUUUGUACUGAUACAGAAUCCAGGAACACUGGUUAGGUUAACUGCCGUGACAUAACUGAAAUACUGUUGAAAAACAGCGUUAGACCCAAAACAAACAAACAAACAACCUUCAACAAAGGUGGUUUUGAGAUGUCAAAAAACAUUGAAAAUUAAAUGAGUCUUUCAUCUAAAAAAAUAAGGACUACUAUUUUUUCAGUUCAAAUUGACGUGCAUUUUCAAGUAUUUAUGCUACUUUAUUUUACAAGUAAGAAACUGAAAACUAAACGUAGUCUUGUUUAGUAGUAUAUUCAAAAUGGUAAUAUAUUCUUAACUCAAGAUAAAGUCAAAUAGAAGAUUUUCAAAUUCUUUGGAAAAAUAACACAUUUCAGCAUUGGAAUAAUUCCUUUUUAAAAGCUUAUUGGUGUAAUAAUAUAUGUAUUUGAGUACAAGGUGCAAAGGUGAAAUAAAAUGGUAAAAAAUU